Nasonia vitripennis (jewel wasp) is the source of this 3647-nucleotide messenger RNA. Its product is annotated as transmembrane protein 192. Gene Ontology annotation, cellular component: late endosome; lysosomal membrane. Lineage: Eukaryota; Metazoa; Arthropoda; Insecta; Hymenoptera; Pteromalidae. The record is from RefSeq and is a predicted model, not a curated record. The transcript is spliced from 4 exons. Bases 1753 to 2568 code for a protein of 271 amino acids.
AUUGUGUACACGAGCUUGCGGUGCAAUGGCUGCGCUGCACCUAUACAAGUUUUUCCACAUCACGCGGCUGCUGCAUAUUAGCCGUCGUGGCAGGGGCAAAUGCCUUUUGACGCAUCUGCUACUGCUUUAACAUCAUGCAUGUAGGAAGAGUAGGUAUAAGUAUAUAUUCUAUAUAAUGUAUUAUUAUUAUAAUGUAUACUAUAUGCUGAGAGAGUAGGAAUGUGUGUGUAUUCGCUGUGAGCGCGUCGUUGGAGGGGAGGGCUGGCGCUGGUGUCACUUUUCACGCGUAAUCUUAUGGAAAUUGCUAAUGGCGGCCGCUCGAACUAUUUUUCGCCCAUAAGAUUUAACAUGGGAUGUACUCCCGAAAUGAGGGCGCCACGGUAUGUGCUCACAGCGAAUAGGUAAGGAGUAGCAUACUCAUGCAGAGACGGCUGGAAAUUUGGAGUAGUAGAGCAGGUGGCCGAUAAACAUAUGUGUACAGAAUAAGGUUUCUAGUUAUUUAGCGCUCUCGCAAGCUCGAGCUACUAGCGAAAUCCCAUUUAGCGAGAUCGCUCGAGAUUAUGCUCGCGCUGCGGUGCUUGGAUAUACGUGUGUUCUAGUGAACGUUCGUUUAUUUCAGAGCUUUAUGCCUACUCUUAUAUUUUUUUUAUCAUUAUUCUGUCGCGCUUGUAAAUUUAUCUAAGAGGUUCAUGGAGGUGCUAUAUCUGCAUACACGUGCGCAGGCGGUGCAAUAAAUUGUACUUGAUUUCAUGAUUCAGCUAGAUUUUAUAACGUGCAUGCGCGUGAGUCUCGUGUAGUUUAUGUUUUGAAAGAAGAAUAAGCGUAGGAGCGAAAGUGGAACGAUCUUGAGUACAUUGUCCUCGGUAUAUGCGCAUAUUAACGCCGCUCCCUUUUCUUAUAGGUUCACGUUACGUUGCGCGCGAGCUUUUUAUACUCUCGUCCUUAUCAUUAUGAAUUUCUUCUACGGAUACAACUUUAUAGUGAGACUAUUUUAUUUUCAACUUCUGUAGUGAAACUUUGAAAGCGAUGACUUACCGAUAUUGAUAUUAACACAUGCCUACGAUAAAAGGUUCUUCGUGUUUUUCUAUUUAAAUCUAUAAUCGUCUUUGAAAACAUUUGUUCUCAUGAAUCGUUGAAAAUAUAUUCAAAUGAAAUUUUUCAGAAAUACUAAGUGUAUGUCAGUAAAAGUUGAUAUCAAUAAAUUUAAAUUUAAGAAUGUGCCAUCAAGUAUAUAACAAUGAAUACAACUUUCAAAAAUUCCGCCACCGCCGCUGCCUGCAAGUGAAAGUGCACCUUCUUGUCGGUAAACCAAAACUCUUCAUUCCCGACGACACAUAAUACAGUCGUAAACUCGGGAUCGCGAAUGGCGUCGUACCGUCCGCGCAGUACCUUCUCUUGAGUUAACUGCCAAAGUAAACAGUCAAUGCAUAACACGUAAUAUAAUGGGCACACGUAUACGUAGAUAUAGUCAUAGCAAACGCGUACGUGAAUACUUCAACUCGUAGCCGUUCAUACAUACUUACACAUAUUUAAGGUAUGCGUCAUCGGCCGAUCAUGUGUUUCACGAAAUUUUCUCCUCUACUGUCGCUGCAGUCUUUCGUGGCUGUGCUAAGCUGUUAGAUGUGAGAGCCAAACAGAGAAAUGGCGUAAAACAAGAAAAUACGAUAAAACGUCAAAGGCUGGGGAGCAAAGUCUGAUUAUUUACUUUUACUUGCCACUUCCAAUCGUCAUUUACUCUUUGUUCAGCGGGGAAUGGUCAGUCUCACACGUCAUUUAAGUACUUCUGGCAGUUUUCAGGGUGCUGUAUUUUUUGAUGCAUCAUUAAACAUGGACGAUGAAGAAUAUCUUCAGCCUGUCUUGGUUGCCCAAGAGCAAGAGAGUUUUCAAAAGUUGGAUACGAUUCCAAUUGUUGCUGUGCCUCUUAUCUUUGGAGUAGCCUUGGAAAUUACUGGAAUAAUAUUUGUAUCUAUGUGGCCUGAAGAAAAAAAUAAAUGCGACACCUACUUUGUACUGCUCUAUCUUCACUGUGCCUAUUGGUUACUUAUCAUGGUAGUCGAUCAUUUGGUGAAAGCAAGACACCACACCCUUAGAAUAUGUGGCUACUUAGACUUUUACCAAUCAACUUAUCAACACAUCAGAACACCUCUGUUCAUCUCGUCAUUGUGGAAUACAAUCUACUUGUUGCUAUCAGUGAUUUUACAUCAUACCCACAAGAACAACUAUGAAAAUUACUGCAGGGCUUCCGAGUGGUUCACACCAUUAAAUUAUAUUCUUUUAUUAACUACUUUUGAGUUAAUAAUUAUAGUACCAGUCUACAUAAAUUACAUUAAGAGAGUUGUUAGAUUCAAUCGAACAAAGCCACCACCAGAUGUUACCCGAGAGGAAUGGCUCAUGUCUUUCACUCAAGACUCGUACACCGGUGAAGUAGGGUAUCACCAAAGAGGAUUAAAUUUGGCUGAACUGCUUGAAAAACAAGCAGACUUGAUUAGGUAUUUAAGAGAUCAUAAUGUAAGAUUAAGCCAUAGAAUGAUGCUUCUAGCAUCUCAUCGCAGAGCAAUGCAAUCUUAAAUUCUUCCCAAGUAAAGAAUGAUAAAUUAAUUCAUGACACAAGUGAAUAUGUGUGAUAAAAGUGACAAAUACGGGAACUUUUGUUCAAUUCCCAAGUGAAUUGAACUAUCAAUACUAAUUACCUAAAGAUUUGUUACUCGUUAUUUUUGGAUGACAAUAUAAUAUAGUCAAUUUUUUAUAAAUUUUAUAGAAAAUGCAUAUAUUUUCAUGAGAUAGAUGUAAUGUACCUUAUUUUUUUGCUUCAUUAAAAAUUCUAUAUAUAAUCUCAAAAACAUCAUAACCCUGGUAUUAGAUAUUAUUUUGUAUAUUUGGUGACAAGCCCAUUGUAUUAUUAGCUCGAUUAUUAGCUAUUGUAUAGUUAUUUAGGUUUUAUUUGUGACUUGUCAAUACAAAAUUCAUUAACUUUACUUUAUUAAAAAAAGUAUGCGUAUCGCUAGAAUUAAUAAUUAUUAGGUAUUAUAAACUAUAAAAUGUUCGGUUUAAGAAUCUCCAAAACCGUAACUUGAAUAAUUUUUUAAUAAAUUUGUCAAAAAUUAUGCUAAAUAAUGAGAUUUUUUAUACAUUAUAUGUAUACAAGGAAAUUCAAUAUAGUGUAUCUGCAAUUUUCAAUGUAGUCGAAAAUAUUAAGAUUAUUUUCAUGCUAUAUUUUUAAGUUGGGAAAGAUGGUUAUUUGGUGGAACAGGUCGUAGGGAGUAAUAAAUAUUAUGAUGUAUAAUCGAGUUACGAGUUAAAUAUAUUUCAACAAAUACAUUCAACAUUAAACACAUAAAUACUCAAAACACCUUUAUCAACAUUACAUUUUCAUAGAACCUCCAUAAAGAUAUCGUAAGCUGUCUUAGGCCCGAUCACUUUGGUCCGCUUAUAUUGUAAAAUAUUACUAGAAAAAGUCGACGCAUUUACAAACUAUCAAAAAAAAAAGUUUUGUGUACAUAUACAUAAUAAUAGUCGAAAAAAGACAACAACAGAGCAUUACCUAAAUACAACGUAGUCAUAUUCAACUAGAGCAAUAAAUAAGUGAAUAAAAUUGUAAAAUAACAUGAUGACGAAGAUUUUUUUUCAAAUAUAAAUAUAGAACUGAA